This is a messenger RNA of Pogonomyrmex barbatus (red harvester ant), 1372 nucleotides long. It is a transcript of the gene Fdh, whose product is annotated as alcohol dehydrogenase class-3 Fdh. Gene Ontology annotation, biological process: formaldehyde catabolic process. Gene Ontology annotation, cellular component: cytosol. Lineage: Eukaryota; Metazoa; Arthropoda; Insecta; Hymenoptera; Formicidae. Gene Ontology annotation, molecular function: S-(hydroxymethyl)glutathione dehydrogenase [NAD(P)+] activity; alcohol dehydrogenase (NAD+) activity; zinc ion binding. The record is from RefSeq and is a predicted model, not a curated record.
UCCGUUUUUUCAUAAACAUAAACGCGUGGAAGUGGAAACGUAAAUUGCCGACGGUUCUUCGUUGAGAGACAGUUAAGAAAUUCGUUUGUCGCCAUUUAGCUCGCGACAUUCCCAUUCGAAAGAUAGAGAGAGAUAGUUCGCGAUGUCAGACACGGCCGGAAAGGCUAUUAAAUGUAAAGCUGCGGUAGCAUGGAAGCAAAAGGAGCCUUUAUCCUUGGAAGAAGUUGAAGUAGCUCCACCCAAGGCACAUGAAGUCCGAAUCAAAAUAGUAGCUGUGGCACUUUGUCAUACAGACGCUUACACUCUAGAUGGAUUGGAUCCAGAGGGAAUAUUUCCUUGUAUACUUGGUCACGAGGGCAGUGGCAUUGUAGAGAGUGUUGGAGAAGAUGUCACUGAAUUUCAACCUGGUGAUCACGUCAUACCACUUUAUGUUCCUCAAUGUAAAGAAUGUAAAUUCUGCAAAUCACCAAAAACAAAUUUAUGUAGUAAAAUUCGGGAAACCCAGGGUAAGGGUGUAAUGCCUGAUGGUACAUCUCGUUUUACCUGUAAGGGACAAACAAUUGCCCACUUUAUGGGUUGCUCCACCUUUUCUGAAUAUACAGUAGUAGCUGACAUUUCUCUGGCAAAGAUUAACCCUGAUGCACCUUUAGAUAAGGUUUGCUUGUUGGGUUGUGGAAUACCUACAGGUUAUGGUGCAGCUUUAAAUACUGCCAAGGUAGAACCAGGAAGUACCUGUGCUAUUUGGGGUUUAGGAGCUGUUGGUCUUGCUACAGCUUUUGGUUGUAAGAAAUCUGGCGCAUCUCGUAUAAUCGGAGUGGACGUCAAUCCGGCCAAAUUUGAACAAGCUAAAACGUUUGGCUGCACGGAAUUUGUUAAUCCUAAAGAUUAUGAUAAACCUAUUCAGCAAGUAUUGAUCGAGAUGACUGAUGGUGGAUUAGAUUAUACUUUUGAAUGUGUUGGAAAUGUAAACACUAUGAGAGCUGCAUUAGAAUCCUGCCACAAAGGAUGGGGAACAUCUGUAAUAAUCGGAGUAGCUGCAGCUGGUCAGGAAAUCAGCACUAGACCAUUCCAAUUGGUUACAGGACGAGUAUGGAAAGGGACUGCAUUCGGCGGAUGGAAAUCAAAGCAGAGCGUUCCGAAAUUGGUGCAAGAGUAUUUGUCAAAGGAAUUGAUUCUCGAUGAAUUUAUCACGCAUAAGCUUCCGUUUGAAAAAAUUAACGAAGGUUUUGAAAUAUUACUUUCAGGGAACUGUUUGAGAACUGUUUUGAAAUAUUAACGACAUAAUUUCUAUUUCAUACUAUAAAAAUAUGGCCUAUUAGAAACCAAUGUCUUCCGCAAUUUAUAAAAAUAUAAAUAAAAAAAUGUCUAAUAU